Anopheles marshallii is the source of this 1671-nucleotide messenger RNA. RefSeq names its product dynein regulatory complex subunit 3 (gene TbCMF46). Gene Ontology annotation, molecular function: protein binding. Lineage: Eukaryota; Metazoa; Arthropoda; Insecta; Diptera; Culicidae. The record is from RefSeq and is a predicted model, not a curated record. Bases 1 to 1671 code for a protein of 556 amino acids. The transcript is spliced from 8 exons.
AUGGGCGAAAGUGCUUUAGCGACCGACUCAUCCUUCAACAAAGAGCUAGAACCUGGUGUAAUCAGCAAUGAAAUGUUGACCAAAGCAAUUUUGGAGCAGGGCCACAAAGGGGAAGCUGGACGUUUAGCCCAGCUGAGUCAGCUGCAUUUGGAAACAGUUACCGUGAUCAGGUUGGAGUUUCAGAAUAUCUUAAAAAUCGAUCACCUGUGGGUAAUGAAAAAUUUGGAAGUUCUUUCGUUAUCUUUUAACAAAAUUGAUAAAAUUGAAAACCUGUCGCGGCUUCCUAAAUUGAAAGAAUUGAAUCUCUCGUUUAACUAUAUUGAAAACAUUGAAAACCUGAACAAUCUGGAAAAUUUACGAAUUUUGUCCUUGUACGGUAAUCGUAUCAAGCGCAUCGAAAACAUCGACAAACUAGAGCGUUUAGUUAUAUUGAGUGUUGGGCGUAAUAAUAUCACCACGCUAGACGGUUUGGAACGAUUACGAUUUCUAAAGGAUUUACGAUCGCUCAAUCUGGCUGAAAAUCCUAUUGCUCAGGAUACGGCCAAACCGUUACGAUUGUAUUUAGCAACCCUGCUGCCUCAGCUGAAGUACUACGAAUACAUUUUGAUCAGACCUACCGAACGCGAUGCUGGAAAGGAAAAAUUUCAGCGAGAACUGAUCGACAUCUUAGAACAUGAAAGAGUCGAAAUAAUAGAGCGCACGAAUGCAGCCAAGGAGCGAGAUGACGAAAUACGACUGUCGAAAAGUUUUGUAGAGCAUCUAAAUAGCCAUCAGUUGUUUGAAUCACUGUUCCAAGGUGAUCCGGAAGGGGCUGCUUUACUGAGCAUAGGAGCAGAAGCGGUCGAUCUUAAGAAUGACUACCGAAACGAAGCCUAUUCGUUUACGCAAAACAUAUACAAGAUGGGCUUGGAACAGCAGGACAAACGUCAAGCAGAAAUCGAACUGUACAACAGGUGCAUCCGGGAUGAACGAAAAAAGGCGCAGUUAAUUGGGCAAACCAUCAUCAACAAUUUCCUGGAAUCGUACAAGAAUUUGUACAAAUUGGCGAAAGAAAUUGUCGCUGGUUUGAAGGGACGUGAUUUAAACAGCAAAUCAUACAAUGCCGAAACGGAGAAGCUGCUGGAUGAGCUAAACUUGUGCAAAAGUGGCUUUAACUCCCUGUUUGAAGAUAGCUGGCACACGCUGAUGGGUAUUGAAAUGCAGCUUUUCGAAAGAACCGAGGAAGGAAAUUCGACGUUUGAAAAUACUAUUAAGGAAAUGACCAACGAAUUUAUCGAGAUGGCGCAGGGCCAAUUUGUGUUGCUGCGUGAAGCAGAGAUGAACUUCAGUGAUGCUCUCGUGGAUACUGUACAGCAGUUUGUUACGUUUAAGGCGGCUUCAGGUCUGGCAGAACAAUUGCCAGAUGCUUUGAAGGAGUCUCUAGAUGACAAGGAUGUUAUCAGCAAUAUGGCAGCAGGUAUGCGGGACCAACACAUGCAUCAAAUCGAUGCACGAGAAGACCGACUUAUCACACGAAGCCGAAACUGGGUCAAAGAACUGUGCGAUGAUCUGCAAAAUUCUGAAAUUAAACGAAACAGAGCAAAGGUGCUGGAGAUCACAUAUUUCUUGGAUCAACACCGUCAGUCCUUUAUGAGUGCGUUAGAUGAAGUUGCUAGUAAGCUAGAAGUGUAG